AUGAAUUCAAAACGGGUAAAUAAUGUGAUUAGCCUUCUGAUUAACGAAAUAAAAACAAAUGAGCAGCCAGAAAGCGCAAAAGAAUUGGCCAAAGAGAAGGGUAUAAAUCUUGCCAACUCAUUUUUGAACAUUAGCCAUUCAGGUGAAAACCUCCCCUGUGAGAGGCCCAAACGGAACUGCCGAGCAGAAAAUGGGCAAACUGGGAAAACUGACCACAGUGUAAAUUCACAGGAGGAAAAGAAGACCACCCCAGAAAAAGGAAACCUGGACGAAGACAAACUGGACGGACAAAACCUUAACGAACACAACAUCGACGAUGACGUCAUCGGCGAAAAGGAAAAAGCGGCAUUGGAAUUUUAUGAUGAGCGCAUAGACAUUUUCGAAGAAGAAUACGUGAACAAAAAAUAUAGAUUCUGCACCAGAAACUGCGACUCGAGUUUGUGCUGUUGCGGGUGCUUCAUUCCCGUUUGCUACCAAAGUCAGAGGCACGAGAUCUACGUAAACCAGUACAGAAGUUUAUACGCGGUAAAUGUGCGGAUCGACGACAAGCGAGUUAUUCACGAGCACGAAAUAAACGCAGCGGAGAACCGCGGCGACGGCAAACGAGGUGAUCCCAAACGGCGUAGCGUCAUACGAAGCCAGCAGCACGGCGACCCAAAUAUCCCACCCCAGGCGGGAAAAGCGGAGAACCAAACAGAGCUUCCCCACCCCGAGUGCGCAGAAACCCCCGAAGGUGAAAAGAACGGGGAAGACGAAAAAUCACAAAUAUAUCACGCCGUUUUUUGCGAAAACUGCAAUAAUCAUGUUGCCUAUCUUGAAAUAAAAAAAAAUGUCUUCCAUUUUUUUGAUGUGCUACCUGACUGA
This is a messenger RNA of Plasmodium inui San Antonio 1, 864 nucleotides long. RefSeq lists its product as hypothetical. The transcript has 4 exons. The record is from RefSeq and is a predicted model, not a curated record. Lineage: Eukaryota; Apicomplexa; Aconoidasida; Haemosporida; Plasmodiidae. The coding region runs from base 1 to 864 and encodes 287 amino acids. Gene Ontology annotation, biological process: positive regulation of cell population proliferation. Gene Ontology annotation, cellular component: nucleus.